AUGUACAUUGACAAGAGAGACUUUACAACCAACUCAUGGGGUAGUAAUAGCAGUGCAAGAUGGGCGUUUUUUGUUAUAUUUUUUGUUGCUAUUCUUAUCAUUAUAUUGGGUACAAUGAGAGUCAAUAAACGGAGAUCGAGACAUGGUAUUCAACCGAUCUACGGUACACGAUGGAUUACUCCUCCCUCAUACUAUCAAAGUCAGAAUCAGUACGACAAUGGUCAAAGAGGAGGAGAGACGACGUUUGUACCCGAAUACACUGAACGAGCUAAUGAAAACGAUAUGGGUUAUUAUGAUAAUACAGGUACAUUUGUACCCAAUCCUAAUGCCAAGGCAACAGGCACCACCACAGUUACAAAUUUGCCUUCAGAACCAGAAGCAUCCCAUCAAAGACAAUAUUCUGUGACGAGUGGACAUGUCCCUGCUCAAGAUAUUGACGAUCAUGAAUUGUACAGUCGUCCCGACGGACCCCCUCCCGGCCAACUGCCACAGGCUACAGGGAGCAAUGAUCUGGCAACUGACGUAGGCCGACCAUCAGUACCUCCUCCACAUUUGCAAACUACUGGUGUCUAUACAUAUGGAGGCACAAGUUCAGAAUCAACUACAGAUAAUUCGAAGAGUACGGAUGACCCGGGGGCACCUUCAUAUCCUCCACCUAACGUUGGUGGAGGAAAAUAA
Lizanozyma spartinae is the source of this 678-nucleotide messenger RNA. RefSeq names its product resistance to Congo red protein. Gene Ontology annotation, biological process: vesicle-mediated transport. The record is from RefSeq and is a predicted model, not a curated record. Gene Ontology annotation, cellular component: intracellular membrane-bounded organelle. The transcript has a single exon. Lineage: Eukaryota; Fungi; Ascomycota; Pichiomycetes; Serinales; Debaryomycetaceae. Bases 1 to 678 code for a protein of 225 amino acids.